AUGCCUAGGAAUAGUACUUCAUCAAAUAGGAAGAAAGUCCUGAUUGUAGGAGCAGGUGCGGCUGGUAUGUCAUGUGCGGAUGGACUGAGUAAUCAUCCUGAUCGAUUCGAUGUUACUAUCAUCGAUGCACAAGCAUAUUGCGGGGGACAAGCAUUCUCUAUCCCUAUCGACAAGAAACACGGAGCGAGCUGGAUGAACCAAGGUGUCCAAGGUGGAUCAUACAUCUAUCAACAUACUUUCCAUCAUUUUCGUAAAUGCGGCUACGAGGAGGAACCCGUAGAGUUACAAGUAUCAUUCGGUAAAGGUGAUAAAUUUUGGACAAAUCUGUUUCCUACCAAUUUGGUUGCCCAACAUUCAUCGGAUAUCAAGAAAUUCAAUAGAUUCUUGAAGAUCGUUAGAUGGACUGAACUUUUCUGGGCAUUGAUACCUAUCAAAGUAUCUUGUAAGAUUGCUGGAUUGUCGGAGGAAUUUUUGAAUUUCAUGUUGUUCCCUUCCCUUGCUUUAUUCUUGGGAACUGGUAAUGCUACGCCCGACUUACCUACUGUGAUGAUGGAACGACUCUACACCUCGCCUACAUACGGGAUGUGGUACCCCUGUGAUCCCAAAUCCAUGUCAUCCAACUUACCUCCCAUGGUAGUCUUCCCAGAGAGUAGCGAGUUUUAUAGGACUUGGCAAGGUAAAUUGGAAGAGAGGGGAGUUACCGUCCGUCUCAACACCGAGCUAGCUGCUAUCACUUCCCGAGACCCCGUCGUCAAAGUGAUGCUCCGUCCUCGUCGCCAGGAAGAAGACCUCCACAAUACUGAUGGGGCAGAUCAAGAUUUACCAGCUACGGAGGAAGUAUACGACGAGAUUGUACUUUGUACGCUAGCUGAUACAGCUAAGAGGGUAUUGGGUAAGACAGCUAGUAAGAGGGAGAAAUGGGUUUUGGGAAAUACGAAAUGGAGUGAUGAUAUUACGGUUACUCAUACGGAUAUCGACUAUAUCAAGAAAUACUAUACGAUCGAAUAUGAUGAAUCGCAAGCUGUCGAAAAUAUAAAUGGAAGAGAUGAUUCACAAAGAGUAAGAAAAGGUGAACAAGGUUUCCAACCAAUGUACUUGAUCAAACAAGUACCAAAGAACCCCAGAUUACUUGAAAUGUGCUUUGAUUGUACGAAUUUCCAAUAUCAACUUGACAAGAACCUACCGCUCGACGAACAUAUCUUCCAGACUAUCUACUUGAACAAGCGAGACCAGCAGACCUGGACCAAAGAUGACAUCAAAAAGGAUAAAAUCAUUCGCGAAGACUGGUGGCAUCAGCUCUGUCAUUCAUGGACCCAUUACGCAUUUGUAGUACCAUUCGUGUGGCUCUUGAACAGAAAUAAGAAACAUACCACUUAUGCUGCUGCGUGGACUUUGGUUAAUGCUCAUGAAGUCGCUGUUAUAUCAGGUACAGCUGCAGCAUAUAAGUUAGGUGCAGAUUAUCCUGAAGAUUUAUACAAGAAUGAUUUCGCAAGAAAGGCAUUCAAAUCGUAUUUGUUCUUGACUCACGGUUUGACCUUGGCUAAGAACAGAAUUAGGAAAUCUUCCAUUCAAGCUUAG
Kwoniella botswanensis is the source of this 1578-nucleotide messenger RNA. RefSeq lists its product as uncharacterized. Bases 1 to 1578 code for a protein of 525 amino acids. The transcript is spliced from 10 exons. The record is from RefSeq and is a predicted model, not a curated record. Lineage: Eukaryota; Fungi; Basidiomycota; Tremellomycetes; Tremellales; Cryptococcaceae. Gene Ontology annotation, molecular function: oxidoreductase activity.